UAGGGUGUUACGCAAUUUCGCACUCAGGGGCGUAAUGGCCUCUGGGUUUUCCCGGGCGACUUCCGCUGUUGAGCUGUACCUCAUUGCUAGAAAACGGGCGCCAGAAGGUUCUCAGACAAGGUCCCGCUUUCUUAGAGUGGUAACGUCGUGCGCCGGUUGGGAAAGGGCGGUGGAAGGAGCGGAGCCUCUGUGAACCAUGCUCGCGAACUGUGGGUCCGUCUGUAAAGAGGUACCGAGGUUAGAAUCUGCGCUGGGAAGGACUUUUGCUGCAGGCCAAAAACUACACUUCCCAGAAUCCUCGUGGUGCCAGAACUACGUUGCCCGAAAGCCUGAGCGUGAUUCAGCCAGCCUCUCACCUCCACCCGCCAGCCUGAAAACAGGAAAUGUGGAGUCGCAGUGUUUGGCGGCUCCUGUGCUCUGACGGCCGUGCCGGCCGCCGGGUUUCCAUCCUCGGCGGGCGUUUCUCGCCGGCCCCGAGGAGAGACUUUUUCACCACCACAACCAAGGAAGGAUAUGAUAUGAGGCGAGUGGACCUAACUCCUUUAGAACAAAGGAAAUUAACGUUUGAUACCCAUGCACUCGUUCAGGAUUUGGAAACUCAUGGAUUUGACAAAGCACAAGCAGAAACAAUUGUAUCAGCAUUAACCACUUUAUCAAAUGUCAGCCUGGAUAGUAUCUAUAAGGAGAUGGUCACUCGAGCUCAACAGGAAAUAACAGUACAACAACUAAUGGCUCAUUUGGACUCCAUCAGGAAAGACAUGGUCAUCCUAGAGAAAAGUGAAUUUGCAAAUCUGAGAGCAGAGAACCAGAAAAUGAAAACUGAAUUGGAACAAGUUAAGCAGCAACUGAUAAAUGAAACCAGUCAGAUCAGAGCAGACAAUAAACUGGACAUCAACCUAGAAAGGAGCAGAGUAACUGACAUGUUUACAGAUCAAGAAAAGAAACUUAUGGAAGCAACCACAGAAUUUACCAAAAAUGAUACCAAAACCAGAAGUAUUAUUUCAGAGACCUGUAAUAAAAUUGACACUGAAAUUGCUUCUUUAAAAACACUGAUGGAGUCUAACAAGCUUGAGACUAUCCGUUACCUUGCAGACUGUCCAAAAGAAGGCCAUGCACACCACCAGCAACUCCUAAAGUGGACUCCAGCAGAUUCAAGGAGACUGUGGACUGGAACUGGGGGAAGGAUUCCAAUGUGGAAUUAUAGAUUGAACCAGGGCACUCCAUUAGAGCCUCUGCUGUAGGUCUAAACUGACUCCUGAACCCAGGACUGGAGAAUCAAUUAGAUCCGCAACUUGAACACAAAAAGUGGAGCUGAAACUGAGAGGGACUUACCAGUGGUCUUCAGAAAUGGCAAGGACAGCACACUCUAAGGUUUUCUGGGUGCCACACCUGUAUUUCUCAUUGUCCCCAAAUGCCAACAGAUGUUCGCUGCCACUGGAUGUGUUAAAAAACAAAACUAAACUUGAAGAUCUAAUUGGCUUUAUUAAAUAGUUCAUGAAUUGGGCAGCAUCUCAUCUAGCAAGUAGAGGCGAACUCUCAGAAGUUGUACAAAAUGGAAGGUUUGGGGGCACCUGGCUAGCUCAGUUGGGAAAGCAUGCUGACUCUUGCCCUGAGUUUGAGCCCCACACUGGGUAUAGAGAUUAAAUAAAUAAAACUUGGGGAAAAAAUAGAAGGUUUUUGUAGAAGGAGGGUCGGGCAAGAAGGUUAUUAGCAAAAGAAAGGGACUGUUCCGGGCAAAGUCCCUUUCCCUUAGUGGGAGUGCAGGUAGUUUUAUCAUGCAAAUUACUUCAUCUUCUUUUAGGGGAUGGAGGGAACCCUUGCAGAUGACCGCAAAAUUCCCACUGACUGGUUAAGACUACUCUUCUGGGGCAGGUUUAAACUGCAAUUAGAUUAGGUAGUAAGCUUCAGUUUGGGGACCCAAAGUGACAUUUGGGGUGUGUGGUUUUUCCUUUUUAAUACUGUGUUUGUCAGAGAAAGUAAUUGCUGACAUUUGAUUUUGAGAUCUGUUAGCUACUAUCUCCCAGGGUAACUAUGGAGCACAAAAGAAAAAAAGGAGGAAGUAUAACAGGUUUACUUUAUCACUUGCAGUGGAAGUUUAACAAGCAGUUAGUAUAUAAGUUUAACGGGCAACUCUGCAACCUACUAAUAGGAAAAAGCAUAUAGAUGUCAAAGAAAUGUAUAAAAACAAGUACAGAAUAAUGCAAAAAAGAUAAAUUGGUUGCUCCACUGUGGAAAGAAAUGAAAAUUUUAUUUUUAUUCCUACAUUCUUCCAUAAGGAUUUGAGUGGACCUCCAGAGAACGAUCACUAAAAUAGAUACAGGCAAAAAUGAUAAGUAUAGGGGGGAAAUUACCUUUUUACCUUAAAUCCAGCUGAGCACAGAUACUACCCAAAAAUUAGACUGUCACAUACUGAGCUCAGGUACCAUGUGACCUGACCCAGUUACAGGGCCCGAAGGAAUGAGAAAAAUGCCCUACAUUCAUAGUACUUUCUUUUUAUAAAAAGUAAUGUGUUUUCAUAAAUUGUGUCCUAUAACCAAAAGCAAUAUAGUUGAAGUGAAAGCCUUCCACUCCCUCCCCACAUAUAUUUACUUGGUAGAUCUCUUUCUAGGCUUUUUCUUAUGUAUAUAAACAUUACAGAUUAUUAAAAACAAUAGAUUGUAUUGUACAGACUACAGCUUUUUCAAAUUUAACCAAAUGUUUUAAGUAUCUUUGCGUGGCAAAACAUAUGUAUCUUUUUACUCAAAAGCAGAGUAUUCCAUUAUAUGAAAAAGCCAUAAUUUAUUUUUCCAAACCUCUAUUAACAUUCUGCCAGUUUUUCAUUAUGAGAAAUAGUGCAUCCAACAGCCAUGUAUGUGUAAACAUUACAUUCACAGACACACAUCUUUGUGUCUUUAUGCUAGUAUUUCUAUAUAAUAAAUUGUUUAUGAACAUCUAAAAUUGGGAGUCAAAGAGAUAAUGCACAUUUAAAAUCAUUUAUAUUAUUUUCCAAAAUAAAAUUUCUGAUUUAUACCAUCAGUGGUUUUCUGGGCAGCCACUAAUUAUGUUGACCUGGCAGGAGUAGAAGUGGAGCCUGCCCCUCUCCCCUGCCCUCAGUUGAUACAUACCCCCUUCCUCUCUUCAACUUGAAUCUUUUACAAUGUUUUGUCUUUUUAAAAUACUGAGCUUCUGGUGAAGAUUCAUUUGAAAAAUACUUCUAAGACUAAAACAGGUUUUGAAAACCACUUUUCUAGCAAAGUCUCUGGAACCAUACAUCUUUAGUUCAUUGGUGAUGUUCAGGGGAAAUUACAAAAUAGCCCAGUUUGCAGCAUUCAAUUCCACCUUCAAAACAGAUCUCCAAGCAACCCAGGUUAGGAGGAGCUUCAGAUUCCACUCAGCUUCCUCUAGAAUAUUUAUCCAAAGAUCAGUAUCUUAGUUAAAAAUAAAGUCCCUUUUACCUUCAGUUUGAAGAUGGUGGUCAUCUCCAGAAAGCUUUCUUUCAGUAAUGGCUGUAUGUAAGACAGACUUGUAUAGAUUUAUUGGCAGUGACCAAAGAAAUUAACAAGUUAUUGUUUAGAAAUUAGCCAGUCACUCGGGCACCUGGGUGGCUCAGUCUGUUGGUAAUCCAACUUCAGCUCGGGUCUUGAUCUCAUGGUUUGUGAGUUCAGGGCCUGCAUGGGACUCUGCUGACAGCUCAGAGCCUGGAGCCUGUUUCAGAUUCUGUGUCUCCCUCUCUCUCUGCCCCCCUUUCCUGCUCACGUGCUCUCUCGCUCUCUCUCUAAGAUAAAUAUUUAAAAAUUAAAAAGAAAAAAAAUUAGUCAUUGUUUACAAAAAUACAUCUAAGUUACCUUCGUUUCCUUCUUUUCACUGAGGAUUUGGAAUCAUCCUCUUUGAAGGCAUUUUCUUUCCUCCUUUUCCUUCAAAUAUAUGUUAUUGCUGAGGUUAUUGUUAAGCCUUUUAGGAAAUUAGAAUCUCAUACUCAGCAGGUGGGGAGGUAAUGUCAUGAGUAGAUCAGUUGGGCAUAAAUACCUGAGAUGUUGCACAUAAAACAGUAAUACUCCACUUACCUGAGAUUCACAUACUGAAUUCAGUCUUGAGCAGAAGG
Messenger RNA from Felis catus (domestic cat), 4081 nucleotides. RefSeq names its product coiled-coil domain containing 90B (gene CCDC90B). Gene Ontology annotation, cellular component: mitochondrion. NCBI's taxonomy places the organism in Eukaryota, Metazoa, Chordata, Mammalia, Carnivora, Felidae. The transcript is spliced from 9 exons. Bases 384 to 1241 code for a protein of 285 amino acids. The record is from RefSeq and is a predicted model, not a curated record.